AUGGAGACCCCAGUUUUCCGUAACGUCAAAGUCAAGGAUGGUCUUUCCAUAAUCCCAGAAGAUGGCAUCCGUACUGUAAAAGAUCUCAUUCGAAGAAGUGCGGCCAAAUUUGGAAGCAAUCCGGCAUUUGGCUCGCGUACUGAGAUUCAGGCCCAUUUCAAGGACGGUCCGCCAGAUGCCAAUGGCAACAAGAAGCAGCUGAUCAUCUCGGAGUUAAGCCCGUAUAAAUUUAUAUCUUACAUUGAGUAUGAAAAACUUGUCACGGCAAUUGGCCUUGGUCUUGUCAGCCUUGGUUUGACUCCCUCUCAAGAUAAGAUUUGUAUGUGGGCUCAAACUAGGUGUGUUGCUCCUUCACUAAAUUUUUAAACACUGUUAACUUUACAAUAGUGCGUCGUGGCUAUCAACAUUUCACGGCGCAGCAUCUCAAUCAAUUGCGAUUGUAACAGCUUACAGCAAUUUGGGACUAUCUGGGCUUCAACAUGCAAUCGAAUCCACCGACUCAGUAGCUAUCUUCGUUGACUCAAGUUCCAUUGCACGUCUUGCGCUUACACUUGAUGCUGUACCUGCUUUGCGUCUUGUCGUAUACAAGAAUGAUACCAGAAUUUCAGGUGACGCGAUUCAAAAAUUCAAGCAAGACUUCUCUCAUGUCAAGUUCAUUGAGUUCGACGAGUUAGUCUCGCUGGGAAGAAGUGCAGCGGCUACCCCCGAACCACAUUCACCAAGUCCCGAUGAUAUUUGCGCAAUUAUGUAUACAUCUGGCUCCACUGGAAACCCAAAAGGGGUUCCUUUACGACACAAGAACAUAGUUGCAGCAGGUUAGCUCCCUAUUUUGAACCUAAGUUAUAUUGAUUUAAUAACGACUUUUCUUCCAGUUUCUGGUUGGAAUAUAACUUGGGGCGGACACUUCGACAGCAACGAUGUUGUCCUCGCCUAUCUUCCACUUGCCCAUAUUAUGGAGUUUAUCUCAGAACAUGGUUUUCUAUAUUGGGGUGUGCCCAUGGGCUACGGUACUCCAAGAACUCUGUUCGACCAUUCGGUUCAGAACUGUAAAGGAGACUUGACGGAAUUACGUCCGACUUAUAUGAUAGGCGUUCCAGCUAUCUGGGUAUCAGCAAGAAAAUUCAUUGUGGCUUCAAUUGGUGCAUACCCUCCUGAUAAACAGACCGCUUUUUGGGAUGCUCUGAGAGAAAAACAGAAAGCUUUCGAAGAAGGCGCUGUUUUCCCAUGUGAGCGAGAAGCUGCCUUCUCUGGGGUUCGUGAAAUCUUUGGUGGCAGACUUCGUUUUAUGGUGGCUCUGGAAUUGCAAAGCAUACUCAAGAAUUCAUCUCAUUCUCUCUAGCACCCAUCACAGGCUGCUUCGGUAUGACUGAGACAUGUGGGUAAGUUCCCCCACUUCUGAAGAAGUGGUGGUUUACUGAAAAAUCAUAGAACAGGAGCCAUGAUGGACCCAACUCAGUGGCAUACAGGCUCACUUGGAGGGUUGAGUGGCUGCGUGGAGGCGAAAUUAAUUGAUUACGAAGAAGCAGGAUAUCAUGCCUCAAGUAGUCCGCCAGAAGGAGAGCUUUGCAUUCGUGGAGCCAGCGUAGUUGACAGCUACUGGAGAAAUGAAGAUGAGACGUCGAAGGCAUUUACUGAGGAUGGCUGGCCAAAAACUGGCGAUAUAGGUACAAGCUUCAAUCUCCGACAUUGCCGUCAAACUUACAGAGAGCUAAUUAUAUCAUCUUGUAGGCAGGUUCGACGAACAUGGAGCACUCUGGAUUAUUGAUAGGAAGAAAAAUCUGGUCAAGAAUCCCAAUGGACAGUAUAUCGCUCUGGAGAAAGUAAGUUAAAGUUUUCCCUUUUCAAUACAUGGAAGUGACAUUAUCCGCAGCUCGAGGCAUUGUAUCGAUCUGCUCCGGUAGUGGCAAACGUUUGCAUCUAUGCCGAAUCUACAAGGGUAAAGCCUACAGCUAUCAUUAUCCCUAUCGAGCCCGUCUUGAACAAACUGCUCCAAUCCUCUGCUGGAACCGAGUCUGGUCUCUCGGAAACCGCCGAAGCGCAACGACUUGUUUUGAAACAGCUUCAAGAGAAGGCGCGCGAGUAUGAUCUACCAAGCUUGGAAGUUGUUGAAGCCGUAGUGUUAUCGCCCCUGAAGGAAUGGGAUGUUACAAAUGUUAGUUGAAAUGCCAUCUCAUACAUCUGUGAGGAUACUGACUUGAGAUAGGGUAUGACUACAGCGGUUGGAAAAUUGAAGAGGAGAGCUAUCCUAGAAUACCACCAGCAAAGCAUCGACGAAGUGCGGAAGUAGUCAGUGAUGACCGGGUAGUAUUGGGAUAUGGAGCGGAUGCUGGCAGAUUUGCUAGUUGAUGCGCCCGUAUCUUUUUGCCAGAUGUGACAGAACGAUGGGCCUGUGACUCGUAGUUCUAUUACCUAGUGAUUGCUGAUUUUCUACAAAUGCUAC
Hymenoscyphus albidus is the source of this 2440-nucleotide messenger RNA. NCBI's taxonomy places the organism in Eukaryota, Fungi, Ascomycota, Leotiomycetes, Helotiales, Helotiaceae. The record is from the annotation of a GenBank genome assembly.